Molecule: messenger RNA, 2787 nt
Organism: Lontra canadensis (Northern American river otter)
Lineage: Eukaryota; Metazoa; Chordata; Mammalia; Carnivora; Mustelidae
Gene: MACC1
Product: MET transcriptional regulator MACC1
Exons: 5
Coding region: 162-2720 (852 amino acids)
Cellular component (GO): cytoplasm
Molecular function (GO): protein binding
Source: RefSeq, a predicted model, not a curated record
ACUUCUAUUCCCAGGUGGCUCGAUAAGCAGCAGUUCAGCCACUACACACAGAGGGAGACACAUUUGAAGAGAGUCCUGGGUUUUGGUAGAGUGACUUCCAUUCACAAAAAUGAUGUUCCUGAACUGAAGAAGCUGGGGUUCAUUUCCACAACUGUGGAAAAAUGAUAACCAAUAAAAGAUCCCAGUUUUGGUUAGGAGGAAUCUCACGAAGUAAGUCUGAAGGAAAUUUGUUUGAUAUGGAAGCUCAAAAAUCCUCAAGAAAUUUCCAUGUGACAGAAUCUACAGACCCAGGAUUUCUUCUCCAUUGGCCGGAUCCUUUCACAUGUCAGGGCAAUAAGGCUUCCGAGGUUACAAAUCCAUUCUGGAAUGACCUGUCUGCUUCUAACCCGUUUUUGGAUGACAUAACUCAGCUAAGAAAUAACCAGAAGAGAGAGAAUAUUUCCAUCUUGAAGGAAGAUCCUUUUCUUUUUUUUAGAGAAACAGAAACUGGAAAUUCUUUUGAUUCCUCUGGUGAUGAACUAGAUGUGCAUCAGUUACUCAGGCAGUCUUCCUCACGGACAUCUGCAAGAUCUAAAAGUGUUUCAGAACUCUUGGACAUUUUAGAUGACACAGCACAUGCCCAUCAGAAUAUACAUAACUCUGACCAGAUACUAGAACAAGACUUAGAAUGGCUUCAGAAUGAUAGAGAGGCUUAUAAAAUGGCUUGGUUAAGUCAACGCCAGCUGGCCCGUUCAUGCCUGGAUUUGAAUAUAGUUAAUCAGAGUCUGGGAUGGGCCCAAACACAAGUAGCAGAGACAGUGAUAGUUUGCAAAGUAAGCCACCAAGGAGGGUCAGUACAAUUACCCGAAUCAGGUAUCACUGUUCAUGUGCCCCAAGGCCAUGUAGCCGUGGGAGAAUUCCAAGAGGUGUCUCUAAGGGCAUUUCUUGAACCUCCACAAAUACUUAACCAUGAUCUUUCAUGCACUGUAAGCCCACUGUUGGAAAUCACGUUAGGCAACCUAAAUACAAUGGAAGCCGUUUUGCUGGAGAUGAAAAUAGGGGCUGAAGUGAGAAAGGAUCCUUUCAGCCAAGUCAUGACAGAAAUGGUGUGUUUACACAGCCCUGGUAAAGAAGGCCCUUUCAAAGUGUUAAACAACUGCUAUAUUUAUAAAGACAUCAUCCAAGUCAAGCUAAUAGACUUGAGCCAGGUGACAUACCUCGUGGUUGCUGCACAAAUUAAAGCUAUUCAGUCACCAACUGCCACCAUUUGGGAUUGUAUCCACAAAACCACCUCCAUUGGAAUUUAUGGGCCCAGAUAUAUUCAUCCCAGUUUCACUGUUAUUUUCACAGUUUGUGGACAUUGUUACAUGCCAGGAAAGCUUACAAUCUCUGAUAUUAAGAAGGGUGGAAAAAACACAUCUCCAGUUGUGUUUCAGCUCUGGGGGAAGCAUUCGUUCUUACUUGACAAGCCACAAGAUUUAAGUAUUUCUGUUUUUUCAUGUGAUCCUGAUUUUGAAGUAAAGGCAGAAAGAGAAAGGAAAGAAAUUAAACAAAAGCAGUUGCUCUCAGGUGAAGUAGUUCAUCAGCAGUUUUUAUUUUCCUUAGCUGACUCCAGAGAAAUGCACAUAUUUGUUUUCCGUGUUCAGGUGGAGCCUCCCAAUGGUAGAGCAGUUACACAGUUCUUUGUCACUACACCUGAUCCAGCUCCCAAUCUUAAAAGGCUCUCAAAUCGGUUAGGCGUUUUGCAGGAAGAGAAGAAAAUCAAGUCUGCUCCGUUAUUGCCAGCAGUGUGUGUGAAAUACCCCACAUUUCAAGAUAAAAAAAUGAACUUUACCAACUAUGGGAUAACUGUGAAGACAGUGCUAAGACAAAAAAAGAUUGACUACUUACUUGAGUAUUUCAAAGGGGACACAGUAGCUCUUAUUGGAGAGGGUAAGGUAAAAGCCAUUGGGCAGUCCAAAGUGAAAGAAUGGUAUGUGGGAGUCCUGAGAGGUAAGGUUGGGCUUGUACAUUGCAAAAAUGUCAAGGUGAUUGAAAAAGAACAAGUAAUAUCUAUGUCCAAUAAUGUUUUCACAACCAGAAAUCUUCUCGAACAAAUUACCCUACCCUUUAAAAAACUGACUUACAUCUACUCAGUUGUAUUGACUUCGGUGUCAGAAAAAGUUUAUGAUUGGAAAGUUUUAGCUGAAGUCUUGGGUUACUCACAUCUGGCACUAGAAGACUUUGACCAAACACAAGCUGACAAAGAAUCAGAAAAAGUUUCCUAUAUUGUAAAGAAGUUAAAGGAAGAUUGCCAUGCAGAUAAAAAUACCAGGAAGUUUCUUUAUGAACUUAUUGUGGCUCUGCUGAAGAUGGAUUGCCAAGGGUUAGUAGCACAUCUCAUCCAAGAGGCUGCUAUUCUGACUUCAGCUGUCAAGCUUGGAAAAGGCUGGAGGGAACUAGCUGAAAAGUUAGUACAACUCACAAAGCAACAGAUGGAAGCAUAUGAAAUUCCUCACCGAGGAAAAGCUGGAGAUGUUGCUGCUGAGAUGAUGUGGAAGCCUGCCUAUGAUUUUCUCUAUACUUGGGGUGCUCACUAUGGAAACAGCUACAGAGACGUGUUACAAGAUCUUCAAUCAGCUUUGGACAGAAUGAAAAACCCUGUGACCAAACAGUGGCGAGACUUAACUGGAGCUUUAAUACUAAUACAUUCCUUAGAGUUUUUGAGAGCAACUGCAUUCUCAACUUCUGAUGAAGUAUAAAAAUGAAGGGUAUGUUCCGGGGAGGAAGGGAGAAUGGUAGGGGGAAAAUGAGUGUGUGUGUGUGUGU